Messenger RNA from Capsaspora owczarzaki ATCC 30864, 966 nucleotides. RefSeq lists its product as hypothetical. The record is from RefSeq and is a predicted model, not a curated record. The transcript has 2 exons. NCBI's taxonomy places the organism in Eukaryota, Filasterea, Ministeriida, Capsasporidae. Bases 1 to 966 code for a protein of 321 amino acids.
AUGCUGGUUGGUACGGUCUUCCAGCUGGUGCUUGUCGCCGUCGUGGGCAGUACUGCGACGCGAGCAAGCUGCUCGAUUGCCUUUUGGCUGCGUCACUUUGGCUACUGUCUCAACAUUGGGUCGUUGACUGUCCUUCUUUUCAGGUACAUUCACUUUAAACGUGAUGCUACUCCGUUCACGCGGUGGCUGAAGCGAGAUUUUGCUCAGUUCCAAGCCUUGGCGAUGACCGCUGUGGUGGUGAUGGUCUUGUUCAUCUUUCAGAUUUUCGUGAUGGCCACGAAUGCAGAUCUUGUCUCGGAGGUAGUCAUCACGCCGGCUACGCUUUCAAAUCGGCUGCAGAUCGUAGAGCUCUGCUCGUACUACCAGAGCGGCUGGCACAUUGCACUGGUCAGUCUCGAGGCGCUGCCUGUGCUCACACUGUUUGCCAGCGCCAUUCAGUUCUUUGUCAACCACGAAACGCUCGAAGACACCUUCUAUGCCACGGAAAUGUGGUACGGCGUGCUUAUUGUCGCUGGAUUUUACGUGCUCCAAGUCUUUGAGCUCGUCGCUCGGCAUUUUGCCAGCUCAGCAAUCGAUUUUGGCUUUGCGAUCGAGUCGUUAACGACGCUCAUCCCUAUUUCGGCCGAGCUUGCUCUCAUCUUUGAGCGCCGUCGCCGGAUAGAGCUGUCGACCACGGCUGUCGGCGCCAUCCAGAAUCAUUUCGUCACGCUCGAGGACGACGACCCCAGCGACGAGCUCUCCAAGUCUGGCGUCUCGCCGUCGUACAACCCAGAUCCGCUUCGGCUCGACGUGGCCCAGAUGCAGGUCAUCUUUGACGCUCUGAGCUCUGUCGGCCAAAACGACGCCGGCGCUGCCGCAGACAGCAGACACUACCAUCUGCAAGGCUCCGAGUCGCCCUGGCUGCGCUUUGAGUCUGGCCUUCGCGAGCGUUUCCGCGUUGCGUUGCGUCGGUCGACUGCAUUUUGA